Molecule: messenger RNA, 13858 nt
Organism: Pocillopora verrucosa
Lineage: Eukaryota; Metazoa; Cnidaria; Anthozoa; Scleractinia; Pocilloporidae
Source: RefSeq, a predicted model, not a curated record
CACGUCUUUUAUGCAAUGCAAAUAUUUAGCAGGACACUCGUUUCAGCUGUGUUAUCGUAACUAUCAGCUGUGAAUCUGUGACAAAUCUUUGGGGAAGCUCCAGGGCUUGAUUAAAGCUUCACAACGGAAAUUUUUUUGUGCAAAGUUCAUUGCUUUAGGAUCUGAGCCGAAGUGUUUUGAGAGAAGACAUGUUAGAGUCCCUCGUUGCAUCGAUCUUGAAUGGAGUUCUCGGAAAAUACAUCAAAGAUUUAGACAGCUCGAAUCUCGAACUCGGAAUUUUUAGUGGAAAUGUUGUCCUGACAGAUCUUGAACUGCGAGAUGAUGCAUUGGAUGAUUUUCAUCUUCCCAUAGAAGUGACACAUGGCUAUGUUGGGGAAAUCUCUCUGACAAUUCCAUGGACUAAUCUGUAUACUGAGCCCUUGGACAUAGCGGUGCAUGAUGUAUAUCUGAUAGCAGGACCCAUUCGAGAGAGAGAAUAUGACCCUGUGAGAGCUAAUGCAUCAGAACUUGCAGCUAAAAGAAAACGCCUCUCCCAGAUUGAACAGCGGACUCAGGCCACAGACAUCAAUGAAGAGAAGCCAAAAAAUCCUGAAGAGGGCUCUGACUCCUUUGUGGACAAACUGAUAGCUCAAGUUUUGAAGAACCUUAAGAUUUCUGUGAAGAAUGUUCAUUUUCGCUAUGAGGAUAAGGUUACUUCUCCAAAUAAACCAUUCACUGUGGGCUUUACUCUGCAAAAUCUCUCAGCUGAGACAACCAAUGAAUUAUGGCAGGAGUGUGUAGUGGAUGCGUCAGCCAAAACUAUUUACAAGAUAGUGAGUCUCGAUUGCCUGGCUAUGUACUGGAACACAAAUCAGACGUCAACGCAGUUCUUUUCAAUGCAACAUUCUUGGAAGGACCUUAUGAGCCGUGAGGUCUCAAGCAAAACAAGCCUUCCAUCCAAUUAUGAAUUCAUUUUAAAGCCUUUGUCUGCUGAAUGUCAUGUUGUGAUGGACCAGUCAUCAGAAAUAGUACUUGACACACCUAAGCUUCUGAUUGAGGUGUUACAGCAGGAGUUAUCUCUAGUAUUUACCCAGACCCAGUUUCACAAUGUGAUGGAUUUGAUUGAAUCAUUUGAGUCAAUGACCAUCAACCAACGUUACUUAAGAUAUCAACCAACAUUACCAGUGAGGAGAGAUCCAGCCGCAUGGUGGAAAUAUGCAUACACUGCUAUUUGUGAGGAGAAAAUUAGAUGCUGGUCAUGGGAUCGCAUAAAGGAGCACAGGAGAAAGUAUCAUUUGUAUAAGCACCUUUGGGAGAGAAAGUUAAAAGGUUUAAAUGAGGAUGAACAGUCUUCCGUUAGAAAUAACAUUCAGUCGUUGGAAGAUCAACUUGAUAUUCCAAGUAUUUUGAUUGCAAGGAGACAUGCAGAAAUAGAAGUUCCUCCAAGUCAAAGGUUUAAUCCAAACAAAAAAAAGAAGUCAAAUCCCUGGUGGUUGUGGUUGGGUAUUGGGUCUGGAAGCUCCACUGACUAUGAAGGAGUCAUGAAACGAGAGGAACAAGAGGAGGACAUUUGGUCAAAAUUCUCAGUUGCAGCUCUUUCUGUUGAGGAAAAGGAAAAGUUGUACAAAGCAAUUGAUUACAAUGAAAGUGUGCGGGUGAAAUAUCCUACAGAGUUCAUUAAGUCAAGGAUUACCUUCAACCUGGACAAAUGUACUUUUGAACUCUUGGACGCAACAAAUUGUAAAAUAGCUCAGCUGGAUACUGAAGGAUUUGAUGCAACUUUAGAACACAGGCCGGCUCAGGGAGCCUUUCGGUUUCAUGGUAAGGUUAACAAAUUCAAGAUGCUUGGAUAUUCAGAAGAAGCUACGGAAAACCAGCUUAUUCUUGUUUCAUCCAAGAGCACCCUUGACGGAUAUGGAACAGCUCUAGUGCAAUGUACAUUGGAAACUAAGCCUCUUGAAUUGAAAGCAGACUAUGCAGUAUCCCUGAAGGUGGAGCCCGUUCAGGCUGUGUAUGAUGCGCACACCAUUGAUAAAAUAAUCGCAUUCUUCUACAUGCCAGAAAACUCAAAGUUUCAGGAGCUUGGGGAGGCAGCAGCCAGCAAGCUUCAGGACCUGAGACGGUGGACCCGCGCGGGUUUGGAGUACGCGAUAACUCAGCACGAGGUUACAUACCUUGAUUUAGAUGUGAGAUCGCCAUUCGUGGUAAUUCCUGAAUAUGGAACUCUGCAAAGGGAUGGAAGUGUUCUUGCUGUUGACUUGGGACAUCUGAAGGUGGUCAGUAACUUGGCAUCUCGGGACACAAGUGUCAGAACAGCGACUGAACAUGAAUUAGAGGAGAUGUUCUAUGACAAGUUUGAGAUGACUUUGGGUGAUGUUCAAGUUAUGAUUUUUAACAAGGAUGUGAAGUGGGAAUCAAUGCAAAGUGUCUCAAGUUCACCUCAUCACAUUUUACCCUCCACUGCUCUUAAAAUGAAGUUACAGAAAAGCAUUACGACUGAUAAUCUACAACUUCCAGAGUUUAAAGUAUCAUCGGUCCUUCCAUCGUUGCAUUUAAAGUUAUCAGAUGAAAAAUACAAGAUGCUGAUGAAGUUCUUAGAUCACUUACCGUUUGGAGUGCAGCAACCUGUGUUACUGGAAGAAAAGCGCGCUGAUGUCAAAUCGAAGACUGAAUGGAGACACAGCUCGUCAACUCUUUCUUUAGAGGAAGCGAGCGAUCUCGAAGCUUUGUUUAAAGACGCCAUGGUUACUCGAUUGGAUAGUAGUGAAGAUGAAGACGUUCAGUGGCAUGACGCACAAGAGUACCUUCCAGAAGAAAGUCCUGAGGAUGGCCACAUUCAUCCCGUUGAAGCGCAUGAAGUCGACAAGAUCAAAUUAGCAGGAGAUUUCACUAUUGAGAAGCUUCUUAUCACUGUGGACAAAGCAGAUGAACAAAAAGCUGUUGGUAAUCCAUAUUUAUCUCUGGAAAUACGGGAUGUUGGCACAGAUUUGGUCGUUCAUUCGUGGGACAUUCAUGCCAAAGUUAAAAUUGGGUUUAUGCAGCUCCUUGAUAACCACUGGAAAGAUGUUGAUGGUAGCAACCUUUGCGUGUUGAAUUCGUCAGCCAUAGAUGACUGGAUUACUGUCAGUUACGUCAAGGCUGAUCCAUCAGGCCCAGAGUUCAAAGAAAAGUUUCAGUCAAUUGAGCAAUUGAUUGAAAUGAGGUUCAGCUCGUUAAAAAUGACAGCCAAACAGGAAGCUAUUGCAAGUUUCCAAAUAUUUGUCCUGAGUCUGUUUCAAAGCGAACCUGAGUGGCCAACUAUUCCUCAGCGGUUUCUGGAGACAAUCAUGGAGGAAGAUCACCCCGAUGGCUCGGUUGGCAGAGAACUUGUGAAAGGUGUAGAUGAAGAAAAGAAGGCUCAAAGUGAUACUGAUGUUGUCAACUUUAAGAUUGUGGCAAAAAUAGAAGAAGUUACAGUAAUUCUCAGUUCAAUGGAUCGCCAUGUUGGAAAGAUGGAUGUCACAGGUCUUGAUGUCAGCGUAGACGUAGUUCCCGCUGAGGUGAACAUAACAACCAAGUUGAAAGACUUGGAUAUUAAAGAUCUUACAGACGGAACGUUGUAUCCUCAGAUUUUAGACUUGGCGGAUAACACAGUUUUUGACUGCAAGGUAACCAUAUUCAACAAGUCCUUACAAGGAGCCAUUGCCGACCAGGAUCCGACAGCUCUCGAUUUCUCAGUCAACGUAAAACUUGGAAAACUCCGAUUUGUAUUCCUUGGCUAUUUUGUAGCUCAUCUUCAGAAUUUUCUUCAAGCAAUUGCAAGUCCAGAAACAGUUGCAUAUGCCCAGGAAGUAACCCAGAAAGCAGUUCUGAACCAGGUUCAGCACAUCCAAAAACAGGGAGCUAAGAUUGGAUUGAACAUUUUUGUAAAUGCACCACAGAUCAUCAUCCCUUGCAAUUCAAGGUCGAGCGAAAAACUCGUUGCAGACCUCGGACAAUUGCAUGUUAGUAAUUCUAUAAUCAACUCAUCUCAAUAUGGACUUCUUGAUCGCAUGGAUGUACGAUUCAGUUCAUUUCAAGCCUCUGGCUAUUCUCAAGUGGAAAAACAUCUCAGUGAGUAUUUGAUUGAACCAGUCGAGUUGAAAGUCAUUGUAAAGAGAAGACUGGGGCUGGAUAAGAGCGAUCUCCCUUUGAUUGAAAUAGAGGGGAGUUUGGAGCUGUUUAAGAUGAACCUGGGAGUGAAUGAUUUUCAGAUGUUGAUGAUGGUUUUGAACGAUAAUUUGUUGGAAGGCCAGAACGAACGUACACCUGCAUCUAAAACUGAAGACAUGAAGAAAGAGGAGGAACAGAAGGACGAUCCUCCAGACAACACUGAUGCCAAGUCUAUGGAUGAAGUAACAAAUAUUAAAUGUCUCUUCACGCUGAAUAAGUUUCAAGUUAGUUCGCCCAAAGUUGUUGAUGGUGUCUGUAAGCCAUAUUUGGUUCUUGAAACAACCAACUUGAGUGCCACUGUCACCAUGGAAACAUGGAUCCUCAAUGCAUCUGCAAAGCUUGGAGCUAUUGAGCUCGUCGAUCAUUUGAACAAAGGUGCGGAUGGUUCGCCAGUAAAAUUUUUGUCUUCCUCUCAGGAUACAGAUCUUAUUUCUGUUUCGUACAAAAGGGUUGAUCCCAGAUGUCCAGAAUUCAAAUCGACAUUCCGCACCGUAGAGCAGCAAAUAAACGUCAGUUUUUCAACGCUGAAAAUAGAUUGUCUUCAAAAAGCUCUGAUGGAUUUGCAAAUGCAUGGCCUUGCUCUUCUGUCGAGUUUAGGAGACUCCUCAAGCGCUCAGAAGCCAGACAGUGCGAUUAAUACUGAUUCAGAGCAGAAAGUACAAAGUGUCGUGAGCCUGAAGUUGAACGCCGAACUGUCAGAAGUUGAUGUUCUUGUCAGGAUCUCCCAUAAAAAUCUGGCGAGAGUCAAGGUUCAAGGUUUAACUGCAGAAUUUCUUCUGUGGGAUGACGGAAUUGUUUUAAAGUCCAGUUGUAGACAGAAUGAUCUCUCUGUGGUCGACCUGAAUAGCCAAACCUAUUAUCCCAAGAUUAUCUCUGUGGAGAAUGAAAAUGUCUUUGACUUCGAGUUUAAAUAUUUCAACAAAGGAAAUCUUCCCAAGAGUGACCCAAGUCCUGCUGACCUUACACGACCGGAUGGGAACCUUGAGUUAAACAUUGGGAAAAUAAACAUCGUCUUUUUGUAUCGAUUCAUAACGGAAUUGAUGCAAUUCGUUGAGCCUUUAACAAGUCCUCAGUCAACUCAGUACGUACAAGAAACAGCUCAAAGGGCAGUUACAGAACAGGUGGAGUCCAUCCAUAGUCAAGGAACUCGCAUCGGCUUACAAGUGGCCAUCAGUGCCCCUCUUGUGAUCAUUCCACGUCACUCUCGCUCAGCGGAUAUGCUUAUUGUUGAUCUUGGACAUUUGGAUCUUCAAAAUGAAUUUGAUGUUCUCUCUACAUCACUAAACGACGAGAACAAAGAGGCUGUGUUCGAUAUCAUGGAAUUGUCUCUUCAAUCUCUGCAAUUAGCGAGAGGUGUGAUGGAUACAAGUUCGUCUUCGGUGAUCAAGCGACAUCUCAUUGAACCAAUAAAACUAGAGGCAAACAUCAAGCGUUCUCUAUUGCCUUCCUGCAACGAGAUUCCAAUCAUAGAUUGCUCAGCUACUCUGGACUUUGUCAAGAUGAAUCUGGGUCGACAGGAUUACCACGUUCUCACGACACUUUUUCAAGAAAAUAUGAAAGAAGCUGAAAGUGUGAUACUGGAAGACCAAACGAGACUUGAUCAAAGCAUGGCAGAGGAACAAGAGGAACGUAUUGACCCGUCUACCGUAACAAAUAUCUCAUCUGAACCUGGUGUACCCGAGGAGACUGCGAAAAAUGUGUGGGACAGAAUGGUGUUUUCAUUUGAUCUUGCUGGUGCUAGUCUUAUUCUGUACAACAAUGAGACUCCUUUGGACCCAUUUGAUACACAGUCGUCGGUCUGCGAUCCAGCUACAAAACUCUGUUUAUGUCAUGUGGAGGAAAGUGUAGUUACCGUGGUUUUGCCAAGUGACAGCUCUGUUCAAAUUCACUGUGUACUUAAUGGCUGUGUUGUCGAGGAUGCCAGAGAAGGAACAAUUUCUGCUUUUCCUAGGUUAGUGGACAAAAAGAUGGCGACACACUCCGGAGCUCGAACAUCUUCAUCCUCUAAAGAAAUGUGUGACGUACUUUUCUGUCAGUUACCGUCAGGGGAGAUGAAAGUCCAAGUGUCCUUGCAAAACGCUACCAUUUUUGUCAACUUUCCUUUCUUGUUCCUUUUACUGGAGUUCAUCACCAUUCCGCCAUCCGACGUGAAUCAUCCUCGAGAGCCACAAGUCUCAGUAGUCAGUCAAACCUCUCUGGAUGCUUCAGGUGUUAGGGACCCAGAAACUCCCAGGGAGGGGAGGGAUGCACAGAUACACAGGACUGAAAGUGGAGAUGUCACUUCUACUGAUGCUCCUAAUCAAGUAGAUGCUGUAGCAUCGCCUACUCAAGAGACGCAGCUGAAAAUUGUUGUUCAUGGUGUAGUGGAAGAUCCAAACAUUGUCUUACUUUCUGACGCUACAAACAAAGAGAGCGAGGCGCUUAUUGUUCAGGCGAAAGUGAAGUUUGAUUACACUUUGGAAGGAGUGAAGCAGAGUCUUUCAGCGGAUUUGAAAAAUCUCCAGAUGCAAGCUGCACAGUUUCCUGAUGUUAAAAGGACAUCUUAUAAGGUUUUGAACCCUUGUUCGUUGUCAUUUAAGUACUUGACACCGGCCUCAACUGAGGGUGGUCAAGACAUCUCUAUUACAUUAGAAGAAAUGGUGUUCGAAUUCUCUCCAGGACUAUUCACUACUGUCAGUAACGUGGUUACAGCAUUAACAGGACAGCAAAAGGUCGAUGAAAGCGUUCAGACAGUGGGUGAUGAGGUGGUUAGCGCGCCAGCUGACUUGUGGGAGAGUAAACCGGCCUCUGCUGAGUAUUGGUAUAAGAAAAAAGCGAUUGAAGACGCCAAACCCAAGUUGGUGACAAGGAGAGCGUCUGGUGAUAAGCUCAGCUUGACAAUUAAAGAAGUUCAACUGGUGUUGGUGAAUGAGGUUGAAGGUGCCCAUAUUCCUCUGCUGUUGAUUCGCUCAUGCGCGACAGGCAAAGUGUUUGAUUGGUCUGCUCAGCUAAAAGUUGAAGCAGAUGUAGCGGCACAGGUUUGUUACUACAAUGAGUGUCUUGCUGUUUGGGAGCCACUGUUGGAGCCGGUUGUAGUCGAAGACCAGAAAACCAUGUGGGAAGUGCAACUGAAGUUUUUCCUUGCCGAUGGAUACGUUUCAAGUUUCUCCCCGAAAGAUUCAGAAUUGUGUGACGAUACCCCGCGAGAUGUUACGAAUGCUCAUCAAACUGGAGAUGCGACAGACUCUGGUCUGCGCUCUUUGGCUCAAAAGAGAUCUUCAUUCAGAAGGAAACGGCGUUUGUCUUCAGAACGGCGAACAUGGCCAAGAAGGAAACAAAAGCGUCGUCCACGAAUAACCGGCCCAGCAACUGACGAUGAAGGUGAUCUUGAUUUCAACGGGGCCUUGACUACGUUCAUCCAGUCCACCCAGACGGCAUUCAUGGACCCGUCUUUGGAGGUUGAGAGCGACAGUGCCAUAGAUGUGGUUGAUGCGCCGCAAGAUGGAGUCGGGGCUCCUUCCGCUGACCAUGAUGACAAGCCGACGCAAGCCAUGUACAUGGUCAUCAGUUCACAUGAUGUUAUGCAAUUGACCGUUACUUCUACAGCUGUACAAAUUCUAUCUGAGCUGAGCGAGCUAUGGACGAUUGAUAGAACGAAGAAACUGAGAACAGUUCCUCUGGCAACCUUUGUCAUCCAUAACGAGCUUGGAAUCCAUGCGGCAGUGACAGUGAGCCAUAAGCUUCAGGUCUCAGAUACGGAACAGUUAACCGUACGUCAGAGAAUUCCGAAACUGCCAGCCAUAGGGAAUUCUGGCCUUGCAGAUGUCGCGGUAGACCUGGCCAAUAAGACACAACGAUAUCCACGUGACGAUUUUCUGCGUUCAAUAACCGAGCCAGUAUUUAAUCACCUCAGGGAGAAACUCUACAAAAUACGAAAGAAAAGAGCCUCAUCUGAUCCGGUGACUCUCGAUGCCAUCAGGCAGCGUAAAUUGUCCCUUCAGGGUACAGUUUCUUUCCAAAUCGGCCCAGAAGAAUUUAGGAAAAAACCUGCUUUAAGAAAGGGUCUUUCUCUUGAUUCAGCCACGACGCAGACGGACGGAAACACUGAUACCCAACAAACACGCACUGAAUUGUCCUCAGAGCGAGAUAAGGUCAAAGUUAGGAAGGAAAGCGAAGAGGAAACGUUAAAUGCUCUGCCACACCUUGAAGAACGUGAAGGGGAAGACAGUCUUGCCGAAACGCAAGUGGGUCAUGCAAUUGCCAACAUCGGUUCUUUGUUUGGUGGGUUGCUUUCACCUCAUCAUGAAAGAAAAAGCAAGGACAAGCAACGAGGAAAGUUCGGCUCUGAUGAUGCUGCGGACGAUGACAACAUUAUCUCUUUAACUGUGGAUGGGUUUUACCAUAUGAAUGUCAUCUCCGUUAGUCGCUCUGGAUCGUUCCUGCACGAGCUUUCUCCACGAGAUGCACCGUUCUGUGAGGCAAAACACAAAUGGUAUAUCGUUGUUCAAGUAGAUAUAAAGCGCGGUCGUAAAACAGUCACUAUUAGGUCACCACUGCGGAUCCAAAACCACCUUCAUGUCCCAGUGGAUAUUUUCGUUAAGAGACGAGAUUCAUUAGAAUCGGGAGAAGACCAUCCUUUCAAACUCUUCAGCGUGGAAUCUGGUGGUGUGCAGAAUGUGCCUUUACAUACGGCUUACAACGAAGAGCUUUUCUUUAAACCUGGUGGUACUGAUUUUGAUAUCUCAUCUUCCUCGAUAUCGUGGAGAAAGUUUUCCACAGGAGAGCCGUCUCACGUAUUGUCUUGUUCGUCAACGAUAACUUCAGAGUCUUCCUCCCCUUUUUUCAUCAAGGCCCUUUGUUUAACAGACAGCUUGAACAAACUGCCAACUAGUGACGACUCUCCCCAUCAUGUGAUCCAUUUGUACCCUCCCUUAGUCGUGCAAAAUAAACUUCCAUUUGAGCUAGUCUUAUCAACAGAGGGGGGAGGUGGAGAAGGCAAAGUACUCAGUGCUGGUGAUAAAGUAACUUUUGUCAAUGUUUGUCCUGGAGAUGAUUGCAAAAUAACUGUUACGCUUAAAGAUUACGGAGAAGCCAAUUGGGUUGGAGAUAUCUUUGUGAAGAAACAACGACAUAAAUCCCGUCAAUUACUUAUGCGUUCACAGAGAGACACCUCCAAAGAAUUGUCGCUUGGAGUGAAAUCGAUGCCCCAACAAGGGACAAGAGAGCUGUUGAUCUACUCUCCCUUCUGGCUCAUCAACAAGACUGGACUCCAUGUGGAGUACAGGGUCUCAAGAUGUGAACAAGUUUAUCGUCAGUCUGCUGUAGAACAACAUCCACUUCUUUUUAACUUCACUGAAAAAACCUAUAGAAAGGCCAAGAUCAGACUGCCUGGACAUCCAUGGUCGAGCAAAUUUUCUCUGGACGCUGUUGGAGAUUCUGGAAAGGUAACAUGCAAAGGAAGUGACUCAAAAAGGUUUGAGUUUAUCCUACAAAUUGAAAUGUCCAGGACAGGGCUGACAAGGGUUGUGACGUUAACCCCGAAAUACGUCAUCAUUAACAACACGGAGAUUUCGUUCUCUUUUAUUGAAAAUAUAAACAGAAAGGCUUUGUGGUUUGUUGUGGAACCAGGAGAAAGCAAACCAUUUUGGCCCAAUGACAAGUCCAGUUCAAUCGUGUUGAAGCCAACAAUGUCAAAGUUCAUUUCGAAGCCUUUCAGUUUCGACUCAUCGCACACGACAGUUCUUCGGAUUCCGGAUUGGCAGGCUCUCACUGUCGACGUUCAUGGAGAGGUCGAAGAAGCCGUGACAACUGUAGUGGUGUCACCUUACUCGCCUGGAAUUGCAACAAUCAGGAUUGAAAACCUGUGUGACGAUAUUCCGAUCCGGUUUCAUCAGAAAGACUGUGGGCAGGUGACGUUGCUUGACUCUAAGCAGAUGAUCCUGUACACUUGGGAUGAUCCAUUAGGUGUAAGAAAACUGCUCUGGAAACCGUUCAAGGGCUUAGAUAAGCCAAUUGAGGCUCAAGUUGAUGAGGACAGCUUCGGCGAAAUUCGAAUGGAACUCGAUGAAAUCUCCCCACCAGUUAAAGAUGACCGAAAUCAGUUGGAAGACAGAGACAGCACGUGUGGAUUGUUUUGCGGCUCGUCAAAUGCUGUACCUGUAGGAAUAGAUGAGGCGGAGUGGGAUACUGUGGAUGGGCCGGUGGUACACAGGGUUAAGAAGACUAUCUACUGGGUGUCUGUCAUGGACGGACUGCAAAGGGUGCUGAUAUUUGCAGAUGAUGAAAAUCUUUCCUGUCUGGCUCGGAAGUGUUGUGACUCUGAAGUUGUUACUAUGGAGAUUUUCAUGUCACUGGAUGGUGUCGGUUUGUCACUGGUCAACAGCAAACCUGAUGAAGUUGCAUACAUAACCUUGUCCAGUUCAUCCUCAGUCUGGCAAGUAAAGGGAUCUUCUGGAAAAUGGAAGACCCUCAAUCUAGAGUUGUCAACUUGGUUAGAGGAUGCCUGGAGGAAUAACGCAGAGGAAAUCGCCUUGGAAGACAGGGAGGUGAACUUAAACUCAAUGACUAUGACUCGCCCGUAUAGCGGGACCCUUCAAAGGUUGUUUGAACCUGCUUUGUGGUUAAAUUACUCCCGAUCAGAUCACUACCACAGUUUGCACUGCAGAAUGCAUCGAAUUCAGGUUGAUAAUCAGCAGUUCGGCACGGUUUUUCCAGUUGCUCUUUAUCCAUCACCGCUACCUUCUGCCAUCAUUCAGAGGACAGGACUGAAACCGUUCAUUGAAGUGUCAGUGAUUUAUCAUCACGUCCCUAAAGAAGGAAUGCACCACAUAAAGUACGCUAAGGCUUUGGUACAGGCGAUGAAUAUGAGAAUUGAUAAAGGAUUCAUUAUUUCUAUGGCAAGUCUUUUCAGUCAACAGAAGGAACUUCUAGAAGAGGAAAAUUAUUUCGAAGAAGACAUGAAACGAUGUGCCGUGCCUUUGAGGGAAACCAAAGCAGUAAAAGCCGCAUUGGAGACGCAAAAAGUUUUCCUAGAGUACUUUCAUUUGUCCCCUCUCAAGAUCAACCUCAGUUUUUCACUGGCGUCUUCGUUUGAUGAGGACGAUGAGGAUCAAGCUUUUGCUCAAGACUUGUUGGAUUUCUUUGUCGACUCCAUUGGGGCGACGCUCACAGAUAUUAAUGAUGCCACACUUAAAAUGGCUUAUUUCGAGCGAGUCAGUGCAUUUUUGACUCAAGAGAAUCUUGUUGCUCAGAUCACGCGGCAUUACACAAUGCAGGGUGUGCGUCAAGUUUAUGUUCUUGUACUGGGCCUUGAUGUGCUUGGCAACCCGUACGCACUGAUUACAGGGAUUGGCAAAGGAGUUAAGGACUUGUUUUAUGAGCCCUAUCAGGGUAUCAUUGCAGGGCCAGGAGAGUUUGCGGAAGGUGUAGCUCGUGGUGUUAGGAGCUUGCUGGGUCAUGUGAUAGGUGGAACCGCAGGGGCGUUUUCGCGCAUAACGGGGUCAUUGGGUCAGGCUGUGGCCACGCUCACGUUCGACUCAAAUUUCCAGAUGCGACGACGUCUGCGCAUGCACAGUCAACCUCAAGGUGUUGGUCAAGGACUGUUGAUGGGAGGAAAAAGUCUGUUGAUGGGUCUUUUCUUUGGACUGUCCGGUGUAGUUGUAAAACCCGUAAAGGGUGCCCGUUCCGAGGGUGUGGAAGGAUUUUUCAAGGGAAUUGGGAAAGGCCUCCUUGGAUUGCUUACACAUCCAACAGGAGGAGUUAUUGACAUGGUCAGCUUUACUCUUGAUGGAGUGAGAAGAUCAGCGGAACAGAACGGCGAAGAUAUCGCCUGCAGGAUGAGAAUUCCCCGUUUCACAGCCCCCAAUAUGCCUUUAAAGCCUUUCUCAGAGCACGACGCCAAAGGAAAUGGAAUCUUGCAGGGUUUAGAUAAAUUUGACGGCGAUGUUUAUAUAGACCAUAUGAGCAUUACAGAUGAGGACGAUAGUAUUGUGGUCCUCUUGACAGACAGGAGGAUAUUGAAUUUGCAUCAAAGGAAGUUUUGGCAUAGUUGGGAAGUGAGAUGGAGUUGUUUAUACGAGGACGUUGUUGGUUUCCCUUUGCUUACUGAAAACGCAUUAGUUAUCAAAGAACAGUCUUCUAAGCAGGAUCAUUCAACAAGUCUUCCCUCACUUCCUACUCACGACAUUGUGUCUUCAAAUAGGAUGGAACUAGAGACUCUUAAAACCAAGAUUGACAGCAACAUUCGUCACUUUCGAUGAAAAUUUGAAUCGUAACCAUUUCAAGUCAAGAGUGGUAGCUAGACUUGCAGAUGACACAGUUUGCGUGAGCAGCAACCGUGUUCAAGAAAAUUCCAUACUCUGACCCCACCAACAUGAGAACUGAAUUCAAUGAAAAAGUUUUAUCUAGAAUUAGUCGGUUAGUCAUCUGAUGCAGAAGUAAUCUAGGUAUGCCAUUGUUGUAUUUACAGCGUCAUAUGAAAACGUGAAAACGAUGUGUAGUUUCUUUCUCAAAUUUUGCCAUAGUCUUGAUUAAUUGGUAACAGUACUUCGUGUCGUCCGAUUCGGUCUGUAAUCAUACUCGUCCUAUUACCACGAAAGGUAAUCAUUACAUGGGUUGUAUUCGUGCAGUUUCAAUGCUGAUUAAUUUAUGACACGACGACCAUUUAGAGUUAAGAUAGGAACAAUUAUUUAAAAAAUGAAUUACAUGAGAUGAUUGAGUUCAGUAGGUCGGUACAGACAAGAAGACAAGCCACACGUGUAAGCCGCAGCGUCAGUUCAAUGUGUGAACUGAAGGUUUGUGAAAAGUUUUGCGACAAAAUUUGUCCAGGAAAUUCGCGUGCGUUUCCUCGAUUUUUUUGGGAAGUAACUCACACGGAGGGGUUUGUGGCAAAACCUUGACUCAGUGAUAUUUUGCUCUGUGUGUACCGACCAUAAUAUUCAUGUCUUAGACACAGUAGACAUAUAAAUAAUAAGUAUUGUAUCAAUUAUUUAUGAUUGAGAAUUGAAGAAAUGAAAAAAGAAAUUAACCAACUUAUUUACUUGAAGUUAUAACUGAGAGAAGGUUAUUUUUUUGGAACAUGAAAGAUUUUUAAAGUUAUCUUGUAUAUAUGAUUGAUCAUUGUCUCUUGAAAAGAGUCUGAUUUUCCAGUUACUUCUAUUACUUUCCAGUUUCUACUAUUUUGUUGGUUAUUGUUUUGUUGUUUUUUUUGCAUAAAUUGAUAACAAUACUAUAUUUCUCGUAUGAGCAUAAGAAUUACGAUGUUUUGCUUUGUAAUUUAAUUUGAAGUAUUAUACCUGCUCUCAAAUGUCGGCAUAAGAUUUAAUGCUUUUUUUUCAUUUAAGAAACCUGGCGAGGUCGCUCAGUGUUAGCCAGAAGUGGCUAGUCGGACUCGUAAAAUUUGUCAGAGAGCGAAAUCUGCUACUGCUUAUAACUGUCCGGUUUAUAGGUUCCUACGAUCGGAAUCUCAUUUUUAUCAAAUAACAAAGUCAUCUUGUUUUUCCCCUAAAGAUGUAUGAUUAUUUGAGUUAAUUUUCUUUUCGAUGCCAUUUAAGAAGUUAAACUAUAUUUCUAAAUACAUUAAAUACUGAUUCUUAUUUGGUGUUUUCGGUGCAGAUACUCGCAUCCUUUGUAACUGUGAAAGAAAAUGGCGGUUAUUGGAAAAAACCGCGAAAUAAAGCGGCAGCCAUGCCCUAAAUGUGUUCAUCCAAAA